Messenger RNA from Aplosporella prunicola CBS 121167, 747 nucleotides. RefSeq lists its product as uncharacterized. Gene Ontology annotation, molecular function: DNA binding; RNA polymerase II general transcription initiation factor activity. Gene Ontology annotation, biological process: DNA-templated transcription initiation. NCBI's taxonomy places the organism in Eukaryota, Fungi, Ascomycota, Dothideomycetes, Botryosphaeriales, Aplosporellaceae. The transcript has 4 exons. The record is from RefSeq and is a predicted model, not a curated record. The coding region runs from base 1 to 747 and encodes 248 amino acids.
AUGGAUUCCCUCACCACCCACCCCGCGACUGCUGCCCAGGCCAAGGUCUUCACCGCGCCGGGCAGCCUGUCCUUUCCGGGCGGUGCUGGCGACCUGACUCCUCCCUCGUCCGAGAAAGAUGUCCAGCAGAACCAGAACGGCGCGAACGGCAAUGGGGUGAUGCCCGCUACGCCUGCUGCGACUCCAGGUGCCGCCAACGGUGUCUCCGGCAUUGUUCCCACGCUGCAGAACAUUGUGGCCACCGUCAACCUCGACUGUCGCCUUGACCUCAAGACGAUCGCGCUGCACGCUCGCAAUGCGGAGUACAACCCUAAGCGUUUCGCGGCCGUCAUUAUGCGUAUCCGCGAACCCAAGACUACGGCUCUGAUCUUCGCCUCGGGCAAGAUGGUCGUGACCGGCGCCAAGUCUGAGGACGACUCCAAGCUUGCCUCGCGCAAAUACGCCCGUAUCAUCCAGAAGCUCGGCUUCAACGCCAAGUUCACGGACUUCAAGAUCCAGAACAUCGUUGGUUCCUGCGACAUCAAGUUCCCCAUUCGUCUUGAGGGUCUGGCCAGCCGCCAUCACAACUUCAGCUCCUACGAGCCUGAGUUGUUCCCCGGUCUCAUCUACCGCAUGAUGAAGCCCAAGAUUGUGCUCUUGAUCUUCGUCUCGGGCAAGAUCGUCCUGACUGGUGCCAAGGUGCGCGAGGAGAUCUACCAAGCCUUCGAGCUGAUCUACCCCGUCUUGUCUGACUUCCGUAAGUCUUGA